Clonostachys byssicola is the source of this 342-nucleotide messenger RNA. The record is from the annotation of a GenBank genome assembly. Lineage: Eukaryota; Fungi; Ascomycota; Sordariomycetes; Hypocreales; Bionectriaceae.
AUGGCCCGGAACAGUGCUGGUUUCGACCAGCGGUAUAAGGGCGAAACGACCCCAGCUGAACAGGGGUCGGAACAAUUUUUCUUGAAUAAGCGGGACAACAUGCUCGCAAUCGGCAAGGCCAAGGAAAGGCACUUUAAAGUCCUUAAGCAGGCCUAUCUGGCCGAAGAGAAGAGAAUCCUGGCUAAGGCCAUGGAAUACCACCAAAAGGCCGAAGAGGCCAAGAAGGCCACUGCGCCUGAUGAUGACCAAAGUUUCCUUGCGAAGUGGAAGAGACUGCAAGAAGAGAAGAGGGUGAAGGAAGAAGACAAGAAGGAGGUGAAGGAGGAAGACGAGAAUGAGUAG